Messenger RNA from Ostreobium quekettii, 2865 nucleotides. NCBI's taxonomy places the organism in Eukaryota, Viridiplantae, Chlorophyta, Ulvophyceae, Bryopsidales, Ostreobiaceae. The record is from the annotation of a GenBank genome assembly.
AUGGCGUCCCCCGCCUUCCUCAUUGCGGCCCUCCUGGCCAUAGGCUGCGCCUGGCCAGCGGCCGCGGACCACAGCGGGCCGGUGUUCACCAUCUCCACCUGCGAGGAUCUGCAGGCCGCCCUGGCCACCAACGCCAACGAGGGCUUCGUCCUCAUCACCAUAGCCGGGCAGGUGAAGUGCUCCACUGGGCAGUGGAGCGAGGAGGUCACGGUCAUCUCCCAGGUGGAGGUGGUGGGGUCGCAGCAGAGGCGCGGCGCCCCCCUGCCGUCCAUCGACUUCGACAACGCGGGCCACCUGAUCCACCUCGCCGCCAACGCGUCCCUCAGGUUCGAGAGCGUGAUCCUGGUGGAGCGCACCGUGGACAGCAUCGGCCGCCUGUCCAACCUGAACUUCAUCUCCGGCGACAAGGGCGCUAUGUUCGCCAUGGCGGGCGUGGUCAUACACUACAAGCUCUGUCCACCGCCCACCGUGGCAGCGGCGCCGUCCACGCCCACGCACACGCGCAUCGCCCGCUCCAGGAACGAAGACGCCGGCACCCUGCCCAGCAACAACUCCACCGUUGCGUCGCCGCACAUCGUCAUCAAGUCCGUGGAGAAGGAGGAGGCCGGCGUGCAGGUGUUCAUGUGCGAGAGCCUGGUGGCGUGCGGGGUGCUCAACGCGACGGUGCUGGAGCAGUCGGACAGGAUCUCCAGGGUGGACGCCUCGCCGCUGUGUCGAUUUCCGUUCGACGCGCAGAACCUGCCCCAGAAGGCGCCCAGCCCGCCGACGAGCGACGUCUCUGAUGACACGACCGUGGUCCCGUUGGAAGCGGGGCAAGAGUCCGCCCCCGCGUCCACCUCCAAGUCCAACAACCACAUGCUGGUGUGGGCCAGCAUCGGGGCCGUGGCGGGCGUCCUGUUGGUGGCCAUGCUGCUGAUUUACAAGAAGAAGCACACCGGCCAGCGCAACAAGUUCAUAACCACCACGAUGAUCGACAGCGACAGCGGUGAGGCCAGCGGGUCGCCCGCGCUGGGUGCCGUCCACGUCGCCAACCCCACAAACCCCUUUGACCAGAUCCCCAACAAGAUGAUGGUCAAGGGCAAGAAGCCCCCACCAUAUGGCGGUGGCCCCAGCGUGAGCGGCCUGCUAUCCAGCUGGGACAUGCCGGAGAUGGGCAACAUUCGGGUCAUUCGAGAGCUGCCCAUGAGCGAGGCAGCGCCGAGCGAGUACAAUCCCGACAUGGCUGGCGGGGACGUGCCUGUGAAGCUGCAGCUGGCGGGUUUGGAUGUGCAGCUGCGCAGGCUGCUGGGGAACGGUGGCCAUACCAGCGUGUACGAGGGCGUCUACAAGCACAUGGAGUGCGCUAUGAAGAUCAUAGAGCAUGACACCGAGAUGUUGGAGAUGCACGGAGAGGCCAUGGAGGAUUAUCUGACCAAGGACCUGGUGCACCCCAAUGUUGUCAAGUUGUGCGCAGCCAGGACGUGCGAGCCUGAGGUCGUCCGGAAGUGGCUCAAGAGCCUAGAGUCGGGCGCCUCCACAUCGGCGAGCACACCUGACCCCCUGGGGAUGCACCUCUUCAAUGCUGCGCUGCUGCCCCGGUUCAAUGCUGAAGAAGGUACUGAGGACCUGUUAAACACAUUCGUUGUCAUGGAGUACUGCAAUGGAGGGACCCUGGCGCUGGCACUGCAACACGGUGAAUUUUUCAGCCUCGGCAGGAAGCCCAACAUGCCCAUGGUCCUGAUGCGUGCCAUUGACAUCGCACAUGCCAUGGAGCACCUCCAUGCACACUGCGUUGUGCAUGGUGACCUCAAGCCUGAGAAUGUGCUUCUGCACAGGACACACCACGACUCGUGUGGGUUCGUUUGCAAGGUUGUUGACUUCGGCCUGAGGCCAAGAGUGGCUCCACACAUGCUCCUGGAGACCAUGUCGCUGGCAACCAUGGCCCACCUGCCCCCAGAGCUCCUGAGCACUGGUGCUGUCAGCGUGGCCACAGACGUCUACAGUUUCGGCAUGAUCCUGUGGGGCCUCGUCUCCGGCGCCGUGCCCUUCGGUGGCCUCAAGCGCUCGGAGCUCAUUCGUCACGUGGUCGCAGGGGACAGGCCUACCGUGCCCCAGUCCGCGCCCACAAAGUAUGCAAGGCUCAUUGAGGAGUGCUGGCACCAAGAGCCCAUGAAGCGGCCCGACUUCAGGAGCAUCACCGACAGGCUGAGGGCGAUCAUGUUCGAGCUGGAGAGGUCCUCGUCGUCCAGGCCGUCAAGCCAGGCGUCCAGGCCUGCGAGCCAGGCAUCUUCCAGGCCAGCAAGCCAGGCAUCAGUCCGGCGUGGUGUUGACGCUGCGGCCAAAGACUAUGACACGAGCGACACCGAGGACACUGACACCAUCGAGGAUGGGUAUGGCCCCCCUGUGGCCCACGGCAACCCGCGUGGCUUGAGGUUCGCCCCUGGAGCCCAGGAGCCCGCACGAGACAGGGACAGCCGCAGGCCCUUUCAGGGGCCUGAGAGGGAAUCGGCACGCGGCACUGGGCGCAGCACGGUGCAGCCUGUGGAUCGGGCCAGAAUGUCUGCUGGCCCCAGGCGCAUUCACGAUGUCCCUCCCAGGGGACACACCGCAAGCAUCGGAUCGAGCAAUGGCAAUUGGGAAUACGAUGGGGAUGAGGAGAGAGACUCGAUGUCCACUCUGGCGCCGGAGCCUGGAUUGUCACUGAGGCGGGGUGCACCAACUUUUGCAUAUGGAGACCACCCAGCAGACCGUGUGAGCGGCCCACCGGCGGCUGGGCACCCACAAUGGAGCCAGAGCGACGAUGCCACGGAUGAUGACCUGGACAGGCAGAACAUGGACAGUGGCCGACGGCCACGGAUCACUGGAUCAUACCGUGCUUCUGACUAG